Molecule: messenger RNA, 1078 nt
Organism: Telopea speciosissima
Lineage: Eukaryota; Viridiplantae; Streptophyta; Magnoliopsida; Proteales; Proteaceae
Product: gibberellin 2-beta-dioxygenase 2-like
Exons: 3
Coding region: 27-1019 (330 amino acids)
Biological process (GO): response to light stimulus; gibberellin catabolic process
Source: RefSeq, a predicted model, not a curated record
UGGUGGUGGCCUCUCCUACCAGAACUAUGGGUGGUGGUGGAGGACAUGUUCCGGUGGUGGAUCUCUCCCGGAAAAGGUCACAGGUGAGUGAGCUCAUCGUUAAAGCUUGUCAAGAAUAUGGGUUCUUUAAGGUGGUGAAUCAUGGUGUGCCAAAUGACAUCAUUGCUAGAAUGGAGAAAGAAGGUCUUGACUUCUUCCGUAGACCAGCAACUGAGAAGGAGAUAGCAGCUGGACCUGCUAAACCUUUUGGUUAUGGAAGCAAGAACAUUGGCUUUAAUGGUGAUGUGGGUGAAGUUGAGUAUCUCCUUCUCCAUACCAACCCUCUCUCUGUUUCUCAAGCUUCUGAAGCUAUUUCCAAUGACCCCUCCAAUUUCAGUUCUGUGGUGAAUGAUUACAUAGAUGCAGUUAGAGAACUUGCAUGUGAGAUAUUGGAUCUAAUGGCAGAGGGGUUGAGGGUCCCAGACAAGUCAGUCUUAAGCAGGCUCAUCAGAGACGUUGAUAGUGACUCCCUUAUCAGGCUCAAUCACUAUCCAUCAUCAUCAUCAGCUAGGGAUAUCAAGGAACACCGUGUCCGGGUCGGGUUUGGUGAACACUCCGACCCACAGAUACUUACGUUACUGAAAUCCAAUGAAGUUGGUGGCCUUCAAAUCUCAUUAGAAGAUGGUGUAUGGGUCCCUGUCCCACCUGACCCUUCUUCUUUCUGCGUCAACGUGGGCGAUCUUUUGCAGGUGUUAACGAAUGGGAGGUUCGUGAGUGUAAGGCACAGGGCCAUGACGAGUAGCAGCACAAGGAAGUCAAGGAUGUCAAUGGUGUACUUUGGGACACCAUCACUACACGCAUGGAUCUCUCCUCUUCCGGAGACAAUCACAGCAGAGACGCCUAGCCUCUACAGACCCUUCACUUGGGCUGAGUUCAAGAAGGCUGCUUAUUCACUACGCCUAGGAGACUCUCGUGUUGAUCUCUUUAGGACCCAUAACCCUCACUAUGACUUGCCUGCAUCUUUGUCUCCUCCACAAUAACCCAAAACCCAAUACCUCAUUUUCAAUCUCUCUUCUUCUUCUUGCUGUACAUACAAUGG